Molecule: messenger RNA, 2873 nt
Organism: Danio rerio (zebrafish)
Lineage: Eukaryota; Metazoa; Chordata; Actinopteri; Cypriniformes; Danionidae
Product: zgc:66427
Cellular component (GO): membrane; endosome; lysosome
Molecular function (GO): ubiquitin protein ligase activity
Source: RefSeq, marked predicted
GGUGUAGUGUAUGACCACAGGACAAAACUGCCAGGAAAAUGCGGUAGGCAAGUUGUCAUAACUAAAAGAGAAAUUAAAACACGGCGCAUCCACAGUGCCAUCUUUAUGACUUUAAAAUAAAUGUGGCUUAUGGUUGUACGGCCCAAGGGCUCUGUGACGGAAGUAAUCGGGCUAGCUGAUCAGUCAUCGAUCGACCGCUAUUAGAGCUCUGAGCGCGGGGAGACAUGGGGACUAGAUCCAGCCGUUUACACGAGGAGGCUGCCUCCCCAUCUUUUGAUAAAGACGGCAUCAAGAGAGAGUCCUGUCGACGGAUCCGGAGCACCAGGCCCACCAGCCUCAUGGUGGAGUUCUCCGGGAGUUUCGACCACGACUCUGAGACGAACCGCAGCCGGUCAGAAGAGGGCAGCGACUCGGAUACCGGGCAGCAGGCGAGCAGCGACGGCAGCCCUGCCGACCGCCACACGUCCCCGUCUCUCAGCAGCGAGGCCUCGCCAUCGGAUGAGAAUGGAGCCGACGAGAAACGCGAGGAUGACGGCAGUCCUGGAGGCCCUGUGAGCGAGGAGGAAAUAGGCCGUGCACCGCAGCGCACUUUCUCCGAACGUUUGCCUGGUGGUCGCCAUUCCUCCGCCAGCGGAGUCACUGCAAGGUCUGCCCGGGUGAGAGGAACUCACGCACGGCCAGUGUCCGAGGCGUGGAUCGGCCUCUACAGAGUCAACAACCGGCACGGUGCUAUUCGUUGUCCUUUUUGCACCAAGCCGUUCCCUGGAGGGCGGAUUGAGGACCACCUUUUAAGUUGUCUGACUUCUCCCCCUCUUCCUUAUAACACGGAUGUGCUGGCUAAGGACAGUGGAGAGUGUUCAAUCUGUCUUGAAGACCUGCUACAAGGAGAAACCAUCGCUCGACUGGCCUGCCUGUGUGUCUACCAUAAGAGUUGCAUUGACACAUGGAGCAAAGUGAAGCCGUGCUGCCCUGAGCAUCCUUUUGAUUGAUUCAUGUGACUGCGUGCAAUGACACUGACUCAGGAGACAAUACCCCCUGGCAGGAGGAUUUAUUUUCUGACGAGAGGAUUGUGAGAAAGACACAAAGGAACACAAACUAAAAACAAGCAUCAACACUUGUGGUCUGACUAAUCGCUCGGGAGUGAGCCUGGCUUUAGCAAUCUGACGUGACUCUUGAGACUUGGCUUUUCUCUGCUCUCCACAUCUGCGUGAACGGCGGGUUUGCUCUGCUUGCCUUUCCUCUUUGCUUCAAACCUCAGAGUGAAACUGAAUAUAACUUCGAAAAAGACGGAGAGAAAAGUUACACACGGAACGUUUCGUGGGAAUGGUGUUUGGAAAUGUGGCGAUCUGUCAUUUAUGCCGGGCUUAGUUUGAGCAGCCUGCUGGGGUUGCAUUGGUUUGAAUGAACUACUUGAUCCGUGAUGAGUUGUACAUGCGUAAAUAUUGCACAGGAUUACAUACGAGGCAUGAUGUUUUCUAUAUAUCGAAUGAUAUGAAACUGUUCUUGGGGAUAGUUUUUUUUUUUUUGUCGUUUCUUUAGGAACAUUUCAAAGGCAGAGUAAAAUUUUCCAGAUUUAGUAGAUUUGUAGUGAUUUUAUCCAUCAUCAAGUCGAAAGUCUCUCUCAAUACCACAUCAAGCUCUUUUUAUUCUCUUGAUCAAAUUGAACUGUAUAUCAUUGACAGAUCGGAGUGAAACUUCCACUAGUUAGCUUAAUGGAUGUGUUCUUGGUUGCAGUGAAGUGUGUGUGUGUUCAAGUGUGUACUCAAAUGCAGAUGAUGGUGACCUGACAGCAUUUACUACUCUUGGAGGGCAGGUUGAGAUUUUUUUUUGUUGUGUGUCGGAUGUAAGAAAACACUUUACGCUCUACACCAGGCCUUCUCUGCACUGAAUGAGACCAUCUGUGGUGCUGAGAUGUGUGUCAGAUGCAGUAAUGCCAUAUGGCACAUGCUUCGCCUGAGGAUAGAGAUUAAGAACAGCUGAUGGGUAAUUAUGACGAUGUCAUCAUCAUCGUCCCCCCUAGGAAUGAACAAUGGAAUAAGUGCAUCGGAAAGGAUUUUUUUUCGACCGCCUUCCACAGAGAUGCUUGUUCAAUAUUUUGAGGUUUUUUUUGAUGGUGGGUGUGUGUUACUACGUUCAUCAUUCUAUCGUGUCUUGUAACGAUCAGUUGGUCUGUUACCUUUUUUGCCUUAGCUCAAGGAUUCAUAUUUUGUGAGCAGUAUUGCAAUGUAUUUUCAUUACAGGUCAGUCAAACGGUUCUUUCCCAUUGAAAAAAAAAAACCGUGAGAAAUGCCAAGAGGUGACGGUCAUUUUACAGUAACGUUUUUGUUUAGUGUUGGUGUAGUGCUUUGUGGAGUGGACGGGGGAGGUAUUGUCAGAGUAUUUUUGACAAUCUUUUAAGCUCUGUAAGUUAGCUUUUGCCCUUUAACUUAUGUGGUGCCAAACCUCAAUAUUCAUAUUUACUAUACUAACCUGGGGCUUAGCUAACUCCAAAGGUGUUUUAAUAUUAUUAUUAUUAUUAUAUAUAUACAUACACAGUAUAAAUACCAUAGAAAGUUCUGUAAUUAUUCAGUGCUAAGGGUCUUAACCCGCUUCAUCCUGUGUGUUGACUAGUUGUCGGACAAAUUGGAAUGAUUUGGGAAUGUUCUUUUGGUCAGUAAGAUUGGAAAAUAUUCACAUCCCCAAACAGACAAUCUGCCUUCAUUCUACUAAAGAACAAUUGAGUAUUUAUUUAUUAAAGUGUAAAUAUGUAUAACAUUUCAAAAUGGCUUUGUCCUUUUGUUUGUCCAUGAUGCUGUUUCUAUGCCGAAAUCUUUUGUAUUGUCCGAUAAAUUGUUUUUAUAUGUAUUUUUUACAAUAAAUAUGCUUAAGUGUGA